This is a messenger RNA of Amphiprion ocellaris (clown anemonefish), 4889 nucleotides long. It is a transcript of the gene stam, whose product is annotated as signal transducing adaptor molecule (SH3 domain and ITAM motif) 1. Gene Ontology annotation, cellular component: ESCRT-0 complex. Gene Ontology annotation, biological process: protein transport to vacuole involved in ubiquitin-dependent protein catabolic process via the multivesicular body sorting pathway. The transcript is spliced from 14 exons. Bases 330 to 1895 code for a protein of 521 amino acids. The record is from RefSeq and is a predicted model, not a curated record. Lineage: Eukaryota; Metazoa; Chordata; Actinopteri; Pomacentridae. Gene Ontology annotation, molecular function: ubiquitin binding; phosphatidylinositol binding.
UUUUUACGGUAAGGGCAAUCUGCAGCUUCUGAUUCAUUUUCUCCAGUAUACAAAGGACCAGAGACUGGCAUUAGCAGGUGUUUGACAGGGACGGUUCCCUUCCAGUCAGGGACAGCCGUGUGUUUAAUACAGGACCGUCUGUGCCAUUACCCAGCAUGCUCUGCUUGUUGCCGUCUGGCGAAGGAGUGACUGUGUAGAAAAGAACCAGCUUGCUACAUUUGACAUCCACGAAGUUGUCGUUACUAUGCAUUUUUAUUGUAUGAAAUAAUAACAAAAGGGAAAGAAAAUAUCUGGGGAAGGCCACAUCUGUUGCUGUCGACAUACCAGCGAUGCCUCUCUUCACGACCAACCCAUUUGACCAAGAUGUUGAGAAAGCGACCAGUGAGAUGAACACAGCUGAGGACUGGGGCCUCAUCCUGGACAUAUGUGAUAAGAUAGGACAGUCACGCACUGGGCCCAAAGAAUGUCUCCGCUCUAUAAUGCGAAGAGUGAACCACAGAGAUCCCCAUGUAGCCAUGCAGGCGCUGACUCUUCUUGGUGCUUGUGUCUCAAACUGUGGGAAAAUAUUCCACUUGGAGGUGUGCUCCAGAGAGUUUGCCAGUGAAGUCAGUAAUGUCUUAAACAAGGGUCACCCCAAAGUGUGUGAGAAGCUGAAGGCCCUGAUGGUGGAGUGGGCAGAGGACUUCCGUAACGAUCCACAACUCAGUCUGAUCUCAGCAAUGAUUAAGAAUCUACGUGAGCAGGGUGUCACUUUCCCAGCUGUGGGAUCCCAGGCUGCAGAGCAAGCAAAAGCAAGCCCAGCUUUAGUGGCAAAGGAUCCUUCCACCUCAACAAACAAAAAAGAGGAAGAAGACUUGGCCAAAGCUAUUGAGUUGUCGCUGAAGGAGCAACGUCAGCAACCGCAGACCUCCUUGUCGAGCCUUUACCCCAACACCUCCACUCUGCUGUCUUCACACAAGUCUGAUGGUAGAAAAGUCCGUGCCAUUUACGACUUUGAGGCAGCAGAGGACAAUGAGCUCACCUUUAAGUCGGGAGAAAUCAUCACUAUCCUGGACGACAGUGACCCCAACUGGUGGAAAGGGGAAACAUACCAGGGAGUGGGGUUGUUCCCUUCCAACUUUGUCACUGCUGACCUCACUGCAGAGCCUGAGAUGAUGAAGACAGAGAAGAAGACGGUACAGUUCAGUGAGGACAUCCAGGUGGAGACUAUAGAACCCGAACAGGAGCCUGUAUUUAUUGACGAGGACAAAAUGGACCAGCUACUGCAGAUGAUUCAAAGUGCAGAUCCAACAGACAACCAAUCAGACAGCGUUGAGUUACUACAGCUGGAAGGUGCCUGCAAUCAAAUGGGACCCCUCAUUGACCAGAAGUUGGAGGAUAUAGACAGGAAGCACUCAGAGCUGUCAGAGCUGAAUGUGAAGGUGAUGGAAGCUCUGUCUUUGUAUGCCAAGCUGAUGAAUGAAGAUCCAGUUUAUGCCAUGUAUGCCAAGCUGCAGAGCCAACAGUACUACAUGCAGCAACCUGCCAACGCUGCACAACAGGUCUACCCCGGCCAGCCUGCAUCAGGUUCAUAUGCCAUGAGCGGUACUGGGGUGCAAGGUUAUACUGUUCCUAUGGAGCAGCUUCCUGCUGGAGCCCCUGUUCCUGUUCAGCCAGCUCCCAGUGACGUCCAUAUGUACAUGGGCCAGCCGCCAGUCUACACUGCAGCUCCAGGCAGUAUGGCCCCAGCAGAUGUUCAGUCCUACCAGAACCCAGCCAGCGCCCCUGGCACCGCACCAUGCACAACUCCUGCAGGCAUGACGCAGACGGCAAACUACAGCACCCCUUCCGGCACGAGCAUAGCACCUUCCUCAGACGCCCCACAGGCCCCUUACUCAGAGAAAGCCUUGCUAUAGGGCCCCCAGAGCUCGCCGUUAUCCUCACACCUACACACACACAUGCAUCAGACCUGAUCAAAUAGUUGUAGCUAAUUUUCUUCUUUAGGAUUUCUUUUCAUCAUGAAACACCAGAUGGGUAAGAAAAAAAUGCAGAUAGAGUAGAAUAACACUGACAUAUGGCACACUUUUAGUUUUAUUUGACAGGUACAGUUAAAUACGCAGUUACACUUCUCACUCCAGCUUUAGAAGUGAUCACAAGGCUUGGAUUUGAAGAGCGUACUCUGGAUGCUGUGUUCCGUUUAGGAAUGCAUUUGAUUAAUUAUGUGUCUAGAUUUUCAAUUUUUCUGCAUUUUUAGCUGACUCGGAUGUGAAGACAAUGAGCAGCUUUUGGUUACACUAAGUCAAGUUUUGGUCUUCAUUCAAACCAGAUAACUUCUAAACCUAGAUCUGAUAGCAAUACAUGCAUUAUCCAUUUUUAUGUAAGAGGCCUGACAUUUAUUGCUUCAUUUUUAUGAUCAUCCUGUUGAAAAAUUGUGGUAACACUUUCUUUAUUUCAUCAGAAGCUUACAGGAAAAAACUACAUAAUUUUGCACUAAAAAGUUCUGUUAGGCAUUAAUCUGUCAACAUGACAAAGUUGUGUCUAAAACAAUAUUUAUUAGUGAUCUAAUAUUGGAUACUAUAAUCAUCAUAAUUUGGAGUUGCUUGUUUGUAGACAUAUUUCAAUUUGGGAUCUAUUGUUUGCCUCUUUAUAUGUUAUAUUAUCAAUCCAUUCAACAGUUGUUUCAGUGUAUUAUUAUUAUAAUUAGUACCAAUCCAAUAGUUCUAACCUUGUAGCUUCUGAAAACAAUCUUUACCAAAUGUCAGGUCUCUUCAGAGAAAAAUUAUCAUUGACAAAUUGCUUUGAGUAAACAAGUGUAACUGUAGCCAGUUUAUCCUAAACACAAAAUACAUAUGCAAUUACUAUUUGAUCAAGUGUGAAGUACACAAAGGCAUUCCCUUGGUAUGCACACUGGAGUGACGCACACAGUACACACUACAGGCAGAUGUAGAGCGGUGGGUGCUCUCACAAACACAGUUCUACUUGAUUCACACAUCCUCAGUAGGGCGCGAUAAUUUACCUUCAUUCAAACUCUAACACAAUUAAAUCCACAGUAUGCCACAGCCUUCUCACCACUUAGAACAACUACAGUGCUAAUAGUGUCACAAAAAAGGGGCGUUGACUUACGUUUCUUUCUUUUUAAAAAAAAAAAAAAAAAAAAGACUUUUAGCUAAAACCAUUACGCUACUACUCCAUUCUAUAUAUGUUGUCAACUUUUAGAAGUACUGAAACUGAAGCCACUUUGUUUUUUGGAGGGAAAAGAAACAAGAGGAACUGAAGCAUGCACAUGACUCUUGUAAAUACUGUAAUGAACUAGUCGUGAAGCCGGAUGAUGACCUCAUGGGUGGCCGUAUGUUAGCGCAGCUCCGGGUGAUUCUCUCAGCCUUAAAGGUGAACUCUGCAGUCAGGUUGUUCUGUCCAGCUGAAUUUAAGGCGUAAAAGCCAAAGAGAACAAAGUGUAAAAAUGCUCACACGCCCCAAAAUACCAUGAUUUUUAAAAAAAAUAUGAUUGACUCCUUACUUCAUACUGCAGAGUUUUCCUUUUCAAACUGAGCUAGUAUUGCAUCCUUUUUGCUGGAUGCAGGCUUUGCUCUGUCUCCAUCAGGAGCUGUACUGAUAUACUGGUACCACAGACUUGGAUACUAAGGGGAGGACUCUGAACCCCAGUGUCUUUCAAGCAUCUCUUUAGUCAGUGUUAAAAAAAUGAAUACUAUGUUUUUUUUGUAGUGCAUUUUAAUUUAUGUUUUGAUUAUUGUUAUGAUAUUUUAAAUGGAGAACCAGUGCAGGAUGUACGUAUUCAGAGAAUAGGGCAGAGUAUGUGAUAUUCUGCUUAACUUAGUUGUAUAUUUAAAUCGCUCACUUGAGAACAUGGAUAUUUUUCUCUGUGUUUGAUACAUGCUUAUUGUACUGUAGGGUCAAAUGGUAAUGUGAAAACUAAUUGAACCACCCCCACCCCAUGCGUUUUAAACUUGUUCUUUCUCAGAGCUGUGUUAACACUAAAACAACUUCUACCUGAAGCAGAGCUGAAGUAUGGUUUCUAGUAUUCUGGACAAUUCAAGUCAGAAUUUGUGAGCAGCUCUUAACCAAAGGCUCCCUAACCUCACCAAGUUAGUGACACAUGAAGCAUUCAAGCUCAGAUAUGGUAGCUACUUCAUAUACUCUACCAUAAUCCUAAGUCUGAGUGAUUUUUAUGGCUUCUACAUGUUCACAGUCUUUGGAAAAGAGUUCAUGUUUACAAAAAACUGAUGGGAUUGCAACAAGCUAGUGAAACAGGAAAAUGAUGUAUCUGUUGUAUUUAAUAAUGAAUGAUGCUACAUGAAGGAAUUACGAAGCUUUGAAGUAGAUUUUCCAGUUGCAAGGCAAAUCGAUGUGCUAUUCUGACAAAUUUGUGUCAUUUACAUUUCUCUUCAGAUGUUGUAUUUCAAAUCUGCUACCCCUCACCACCACUGUGCUGGUUUAAAAAUAUAAACAACCCACAUCUUAAGUCUGGAACCUAUGAUUUUUACUCCUCCUGAACUUUCUUUGAGCAUUAAUAUAACUAAUUCGAAGAUAAGAAAUCUUAUUCUUUUUUGCUGCCUUUAACUAAAAGCAAACGUGAAAUAACAUCAAUCUGUUUUGUUCAAAGAGGGUUGAAAAUAUCAAAGUAGCAGCUAUUCUGGGACCAUGCAACCAGGAGCCAGUUUAUCAUCACACAUCAUAUCUAAAUGUAACAUCUUGUUGCACCGCAGUGUUGGAUUGCGGCCCCAAUAUAACUUUCUUUUGUACAGGAUUGAGAUGCUGCCUGUUUUUAAGUUUCGAACAAACAUUGUUGUAAAGGUUCUGUCUAAACUUGUACCCUGCUGUUUGUAUGUAUUCUUUUAACCAUACUUAUUAAUUGGUAUUCACAAUAAAACCAGGCCAAAUGUACAGAAUAA